AUGACAGCUAACAAACAACCGUUAAGUGCCGCAACAAAUCGCCAAAAAUUGAAAACUGUGGGAAUACCGCUCCGCGUCAGGGACGCCGCAAAAGCCACGCCGAGCUCAUACAUAGCUACAAAUCUCGUUUGCCCCAUGUGGGACGUGUGCACAGAGCGAAAGUUCAGAAACAUCGAUGGGGUUGCAUUCAAAAGAUUGAGCAAAAACUAUCUUAUGACUUGA
Molecule: messenger RNA, 222 nt
Organism: Drosophila biarmipes
Lineage: Eukaryota; Metazoa; Arthropoda; Insecta; Diptera; Drosophilidae
Source: RefSeq, a predicted model, not a curated record